CUUUUUUUUUUCAACUUACGACAUUCGGGAGAAGAGGAGGUGAAACAAGCGAGCAUGGCGGACUUCUCGGAGAGGUCAGUACAAGCCGCCGUCGUUGUUUCCUUCCUGGCGGGCUUCGUAGCUGGCUGGCAGGCCAACAGGAUGCGGAGAAAGUUCCUGGACUGGAGGAAGAGGAGACUUCAGGAUAAACUGACGGAGACACAGAAGAAACUGGACUUGUCGUGAAGCUGUGCGACCACUUCCUUCCUAAGGACACAUGAUGGACACCCUUGGUAUGCUACUGUAGAAGAGCAGGAGUGUCCGCCUGGAUGAGUCCUCUACUUUUUGAAAUUUCCCAAAUUGGGACAGAAACAAAGAGACUUCUCAUUUAUGUGACUUUUUUUAAUGUGUCAAAUGAACGUUCUUUGUCUCACAACAUGACAAAGUAUCAACAACCUAUGCACUAUGCAAAUAUUCACAAUGUGUUACUGACAAAACCAUGUCAGUUUGAAUAAAUCUACUUGUGAUACUUUAAAAA
Messenger RNA from Nerophis ophidion (straightnose pipefish), 517 nucleotides. RefSeq names its product mitoregulin-like. Lineage: Eukaryota; Metazoa; Chordata; Actinopteri; Syngnathiformes; Syngnathidae. Bases 55 to 225 code for a protein of 56 amino acids. The transcript is spliced from 2 exons. The record is from RefSeq and is a predicted model, not a curated record. Gene Ontology annotation, cellular component: mitochondrial inner membrane. Gene Ontology annotation, biological process: positive regulation of mitochondrial membrane potential.